AUCAAUUUCAAAACGGUGUGCACCGCGUUGCUACGGUUUCCAGGUUGAUAGACAGGUUUCCAUGAAACACUGUGAAAUGGUGUGCAACAGGCUUUUAUACAGUCUAUGGCUUUGAGGACAUGCAGUGUGAGUUGGGUAUGAAUCUGCUUUGCUGGGGUAGUGGGGAACUUGGCCAGAGUGGACAUGGCAGGCCAGGGGAGAUCAAUCCAGAGGAGGCCCAUCUGCGAGAGUUCACAAAGGCACGGCUGGGCAGAGUGAAGCUACUGGCGUGUGGAUCGAGUCACUCCAUUGUGGUUACAGUGGACAACAAGAUCUUUGCUUGGGGAAAUGGCACCAGUGGACAGCUGGGUGACGGAGAGAGGACAGUAAAGUACCAGCCAGUUCAGGUUAAGUUGCCACAGGAACUGACCACUAAAGGAAGCGACACAGAUUUGGAUGUCGUCAGCAUAGUUGGUGUGGCCUGUGGAAGCCGACACUCCUUUGUAUGGACUGAAACUGGACAAGCCUACAGUUUUGGGAACAACUUUUACGCACAGCUUGGCUAUGACUUCCAGAGGCUUGACUUCAAAGAGCCCCAGCUGGCACCGCGUUUGUUCCAGAAUCUUCCAUCGUCUCUGAAAAUAUCUCAAGUGGCCUGCGGAGAGCGACACACUCUGUUUGCGCUGGAGGACGGCAGUGUGGCGGCAUGUGGGCACAAUGAUUAUGGACAAAUUGGCAAUGGUUCUGAUGAAACUGUGGUCGUCCCCCGCUUUGUUGAGCGCGUGGACCAUGUGUCGAAGGUCACCUGUGGGGCAAACCACAAUCUUGCGCUGACAGGUGACGGCAGGUUGUUUCAGUGGGGCUGUGGACGCGCAUGUGGGAACCUAAAGAGGAACAUCCUUUUCCCAGAGGAAGUGACGCCACCAAGCUUGCCAGUGAGAGACAUUGCUGGAGGAUGUUGGCAUAGCCUGCUUCUAACAGAUGGUGGGAAUGUCUUCUCCUGGGGGAUGGGGCAAGAGGGACAACUUGGACUUGGGGAGGACCGAAUUCAUAUCUCCUCUCCUCGUCUUCUCAGCUGUUCUCAGCUGGCUGAGGUCACACGGAUACAAGCAGGGGACAGCUACAGUGCAGCAGUCACAGGAGGAGGAGAGCUGCUUCUCUGGGGUCAGAUCCCGUGUGCAUCCCGGAUCAGUGAUCAUCCAGGCCUCAAAAAGCUCUGGACCCCGCGGCCUGUUCCACUGGCAGGCGAAAAGGUGUGUGAUGUGGCCUGUGGUACCUGGCACAUGAUGGCCCUCACCACAAGGAGCAGAGAGGAGAACAGAGAAUGUGCUCGCUCAGAAACUGAAGCUCGCUUCGAAGACCUUGUCAGCAAUCCCCCACCGACGGAGCACACAGAGAAAGAAAACACAGCGCAAAGGCUAAGGGCCUCCGCAAUCCUCCAGGACCGUGCCAAGCUAACACGUCCUGGACCUGUUUCUCCAGUGAACGCACAGGGAGGAAACUUAUAUCAGCCCUCCAUCAAACUCCUGGACACCAGACAGGUUCACCACAAGCUGCUUCACGGUCUAGAGAGACCAGAGGGCUCUGAGGAGCAGGCGAAGGAUGAAGAAAGUGAGAGUGCUGAGGAAGAAGAAAGACAUGAAGAAAGACCAAACAAAGAUGAGAGAGAUGGAGCGUUACACGAUUCAGCAUCUGCCAUUGCCAGGUCUUCAACGGGGAUGGACAGGAGAGGAAAUGGCCGCUCAUCAAUCAAAUCUGACCAAGGGGAUGAGAGAGAGACUUACAGGACAGCGGGGCCAUGGGAGUCGAUGAAAGAGCCACGUAGAAGCAGAGAUGUAGUCUUCACCACUUUGUAUGUUUUACCCAGGUCAGAGGGAGAGCAGUGCAGGCCCGCUGCCAGCAGCUUACCCUGGCUACUGACGGGACAACAAGCUCAUGGCAGAGUUUUAGAUGAGGCUCAGAAGGAGAGAUCCGCACAUCUGACCAAACUGGUCCAAAAGUCUGGAAGUUACAGCAGCAUUUUGCAGAGUCCCAGGCUCAAACCCAAACCCAGACCUCCUCAGAGAACUCCAAGUCCCGCGGAUCAGAGUGUAGCCUCUUGUCACCGUUCAAGAAUUAGACCGCACUCUGGCCUCAGGUCUCCGAUUUGCAAUUCUUCACCCCAUCUGAGCCCUGGACAGCAUGCUCAGAUGUCCUUCCCUUUCUUCCACCCAGGACCACAAGUUGAAACCUCUCUUUCUUCAACUCCUUCCUCUUCUGAACUAUUCAGGUACUGUCCUACACACAGAAGAGUGGUUUCUUCCUUUAGCACUUCUCGGAAGAAUCUAUAAGAACCAAAGAUCCAGGUCUGUCUGCCAGCAGAAUUUAUGUACAGUGUUUAAAAUGUGUAUUCAUCAUUUUAUUUCAGGUUGUGUGAACUAUUUGGAAUCAAAAUACGUUCAUUGUGUAGCCACCCAGAUAAUAGACAGCUUAUCCAUAAAGUCAUCAGCAUCAAAAGCGUUUUUACCCAACAGCCUCCAGAAAUGACAGGCCAUACAGAGAGAAUGUGCACUCUAUUAUCUACUUAAUAAUACUUUAGGCCGCAUACAAAGCUAAAUACUUGUGGCUCCAAGGUGACUGACAAAAUGUCUCUUUUGCUCUGUAAGAGCCCUCCAAAGCAGACUCCAGAUCAGCAUUAAUGGGCUCCACUUUACCCCACACUGUGAUUUGGCAAAUAUACUCCUCUUACAAACCAUCUCAGUCAACGAUACUCAUGAACCUUGACCUCAUCUGAAAGCAUUAGACUUUGGUCUUCCAGUGAAAGCUGCAUGUAGGAGCUGCGGAGGCCUUGAAUCAGCACAUUUUAACAUAACUUCAGAGGGUUGAGUAUUUGCUUCUUCUUUUCUUUUUUACCCUACGCAUUACUACAUACUACCAAGCUGCAUUCGUUUUAGUACUUACAGUAUGUUGUUUAUUAAGGACAAAGUGCCCUCUCAGAUCUUGGCCUCUUGUAAGACAUUUCACGGUGGAGUGUUUUCAUGGCGUCUCUGCAGUAUGAAUCACAUGUGCAUGCUACUAUGCCUCUUUUGAGUGUGAGGAGUUAUUGCAGAGAUAAAACUAUAUGAUGAGGUUUCUUAAAGUAAAGCAGCAUUGUUACAGGAAACAUAGCUUCCUUUGAUUCUGCUUUGCUCUUUUUUGUGUUAUUUGUUAUGUUUCUUAAACAGAGGUCCUUCGUUAGCUUUGCAGUGUAUGCAAACUGGUUCUCUGCCACAGUGCAGACCACAACCACAUGGUAAUUCCUCUGAUCAGGGUUUCAUUAUAAGUGGCGCAUGCAAUGUUUUUUUCAUUAUCCACAGUACAUUUAACAUAAGGGACCUUUUGUCAAUAACUUGGCAACAUGUUGGCAGCGUUGGGGUAGACACAUCACUCAGUAGCCAAUGUAUCCAAAUGAAUACCACUAGUAAUGCCGUAAUCAUUUUGAGCACUGAUGUUACGAAUCACAGUUGCUAUUACUUCUGUUUUCUUUCACCAGUCAUUUCACUUAUACAAGGAAUACAUAUGGACAGCAAAGCUAUUUAUUACCUUGACCCAAGUUUUUAAAGGUAAAAAAGGAUGCUAAUGUUGAGUUUGUGAACCUAAGCAAAGGUAUUUAAAAGGGUAUUGACUUGCUG
Molecule: messenger RNA, 3629 nt
Organism: Epinephelus lanceolatus (giant grouper)
Lineage: Eukaryota; Metazoa; Chordata; Actinopteri; Perciformes; Serranidae
Source: RefSeq, a predicted model, not a curated record